Messenger RNA from Arachis ipaensis, 1669 nucleotides. The record is from RefSeq and is a predicted model, not a curated record. Lineage: Eukaryota; Viridiplantae; Streptophyta; Magnoliopsida; Fabales; Fabaceae.
AUGGAGUUGUCAAACGAAAUAAAAUGGUUCAACUCUUUGAUAAGAUAUAUAUACAAGACAAUUAUUGAAUCUAAGAGAUUUGUUUGUGGCAGUGAAAAGGAAGAUGGUGCGAAGGUAGUGAGAGUAGAGAACUUUGAGAACCCUUACAAAGACCAAGACAACUUCGACAAAAGGUUCAAGUUAUCGCUCAACAAAUUGUACGCGUGGAACCUGGUGGAGUACGAUAGGGUCGUCAUGUUGGAUGCAGACAAUCUUUUUCUCCGGAGAACCGAUGAAUUGUUUCAGUGUGGACAAUUUUGUGCUGUCUUCAUCAACCCUUGCGUCUUUCACACUGGUCUCUUCGUCCUCCAGCCAUCAAGUGCAGUGUUCAAGGACAUGGUUCAUGAAUUACAAAAUGGGAGAGAGAAUCCAGAUGGUGCAGACCAAGGUUUCAUAGCUAGUUACUUCCCAGAGUUGCUUUAUAGGCCAAUGUUCCUUCCAAAUCCAAAUGGCUCCAAGCUUCAAGGAACUUAUAGACUUCCUUUGGGUUAUCAAAUGGAUGCUUCUUACUACUAUCUUAAACUUCGAUGGAGCAUACCCUGUGGACCAAACAGUGUGAUCACGUUCCCAGGGGCGCCGUGGUUGAAGCCGUGGUAUUGGUGGUCAUGGCCGGUGCUUCCAUUAGGCCUCCAGUGGCAUGAACAACGUCGUCAAACUUUGGGGUAUGCUGCAGAGAUGGCUGUGGUAUUUAUCCAAUCUGCAAUAUAUAUCGGACUAAUAGCGAUGACUCGUUUGGCUAGGCCAAGCCUCUCGAAGCUCUGCUACCGGCGCUUCGAUAAGAGUGUCAUCGUGGUGCAAAGUAUCCUCAAACUAGUGGCAUUGUGGACAAUCCUUGCUGCAUACACAACACCUUUCUUCAUCAUCCCUCACACUAUUCACCCUCUACUAGGCUGGGCCCUGUACAUACUGAGUGUCUUUGCGCUAUGCUCGAUUGCGACUAAUGCCUUUCUGCUACCAAUGUUGCCUGUUGUGGCGCCGUUGCUGGGGAUCAUUGGGUCCUUAAUGGUCAUGGCGUUUCCUUGGUAUCCGGAUGGCGUGGUGAGGGCCUUGUGUGUGUUUGCUUACGCCUUUUGUGCCGCGCCAGUUCUUUGGUCAUGUAUUGUGAGGAUAAUGGCUGGUCUUCAGGUAUCUUUAGAAAGGGAAGCUUUUAUGCCUAGAUUAGGAGAAUCUUCACCACCUUCUUGGUUUAACAAAUUAUAUUGAGCUGUUUGGUUCAAGUGGGGAUGUGAAACAAUUGAAACUACUCUCUCCGUUUCAUUUUAUCUGUCACUGUUGUUUUAAAGUACAUUCUUUAAUCAGUUUAUAUAUUGAUAUAAGAAUGUACUAAAAAGUGAAAAAUAAAAGGGAACAGAGGAAGUGUCAUUUCUUGAUUUGUUUCACUAUACAUGAUUGUGGAGGGGAGGAAUUGAAGUGCCGUGGAUUUUGUACCAUCUAAUGGGUGUUUUGGUCUUGGAUUAUUUUACACUGAAAAUAAGCCAAGGCAAACACACAAGAUUUCAAUUUCAUGAUUGAAAUUAUUUGAGUCCAAAGGAAGAGGACAGGGAAGUUAGAUUAGGGUUGUAUAGAACAUUAGGAAUAUACAAUUGUUUUCACUUAUAUGUAUUAUCUUAUUUGAUUGAUUUCCGAUUAA